Molecule: messenger RNA, 630 nt
Organism: Closterium sp. NIES-67
Lineage: Eukaryota; Viridiplantae; Streptophyta; Zygnematophyceae; Desmidiales; Closteriaceae
Source: the annotation of a GenBank genome assembly
CCCACCCCCUUCAAUCAGCUUGCUGCCUUCCGCGAUACCAAAACCACCUCAAACUUGCCGCAACCUCGCAAUAACCAGACCUCCGAUCUACGAGACUCGUCGCGCAUCAGCGAAUCAGCGUCUUCGAGACCCAGCAGAUUAGGCUUCCCAAAAGUCUAGUUGAAUCAUCCGUGGUCGUCAGGAGGCAAGGUGUCGUUUAAGGUCACACUAACGUCAGACCCGAAGCUUCCUUAUAAAGUGUUCAACGUGCCGGAGGAGGCGCCGUUCACAGCGGUGCUCAAGUUCGCAGCGGAGGAGUUCAAGGUGCCGCCGCAGACCAGCGCCAUCAUCACCAACGAUGGAGUGGGCAUCAACCCUCAACAAAGUGCUGGAAAUGUCUUUUUGAAGCAUGGUUCUGAUCUCCGCCUUAUUCCGCGCGAUCGAGUUGGCUGUUUCUCCUGCUGAUAGGGAGUUGUUUGUAGAUGUGAUGUUUGAAUCAUAAUAUUUUUCUUCUUUAGUAAUAACCAGAUUGACUGGUAUUGGCAAUUUGGCACACAUCAGCCAAUAGUCCAGUAGUAACGGUUCUCUCCUAAUUCUAUUUUCUUGGUGCGUUAUGAGAUGUGUAGCAGCUAUGCUACUCUUGAUGGUAUG